Molecule: messenger RNA, 2276 nt
Organism: Cryptococcus deneoformans JEC21
Lineage: Eukaryota; Fungi; Basidiomycota; Tremellomycetes; Tremellales; Cryptococcaceae
Product: AMP binding protein, putative
Exons: 8
Coding region: 210-2150 (646 amino acids)
Biological process (GO): secondary metabolic process
Molecular function (GO): CoA-ligase activity
Source: RefSeq, a predicted model, not a curated record
CCCCCAUCUCUGCUAAGUACCACAAUGUUUAUAGCCCAGUACCCCUGAGCAUAGAUAGAGACUGGGGACGUAGGCAUAACGUGCUAAUUGUAGAUAGACAAUCUAACCACAAGUCUCGGUUGACGAAACCGACCACUCUACUACUAUGAUCAACGAAAAAACUCAACCCAAAAGAUACCCGAUAGCCGGUUCCUGCCUGCGAUACCAAAAUGGCUCUUAUCCUCUUAAUACCCCGCGUCAUAUCUUUAUCCGCCGCCCUUCCGGCUAUUUCUCGUCUGUUGACAUCGACCGGCCCGUGUCUUCUGCGCUCUUUAAUACCCAACAGAGCCAACGUCCGACCAUUCUCUUCUAUCCCUCUUCCUCCGGGAUACACUUUCUACCGAAAUCACAACGAUAACAACCCACCACCGCCCAAUAUGACACCCCGACCAGACCAGAUUUAUGUCUCUCACAUCCCAUCACCCCAAUUACCCCGGUCUUCUGUUUUCGAAUUCCUCUUCCCCAAGUCAAAACAAUACAACUACUUCCCUGCCCCCGCGCCCAACCCAUCGGGAGCGAAGAAAGCUUUCAUUGAUGGACUUACCGGUAAUACAGUCACAAGGGAACAAGUCGAGGAGCAAGCGCUUGCGUUGGCCGGCGGCCUCAAGAAGCUCGGCGUGAAGACGGGUGAAGUCGCCUGUCUCUUUGGGAUGAACAGUUUAGAAUGGAUCAAUGCCCUCUUUGGUUGUCAAGCAUUAGGCGUCGUAACUUCUCCCGCAAACUACGCCUAUACACCUCUUGAGCUCUUACAUCAGGUCAAAGACUCAACGUCUCAAACCAUUUUCGUUCAGCCCAAUUUAUUCCCAGUCUUAAAAGAGGCGUUGAAGUUGGACCCUUCUUGCAACAUCCCGGAAUCGAAAAUCUUCCUUCUUUGCCCUAAAGACAAGAAGCCCGCGGAUCUCAAACAUCUCAAGUGUACGGAGGAUCUUUGGGACAUGGGUAAAGGUAUUGAUGGACGAGCACAAUGGGAAGAGAAUGUGGAGAAUAAGACUGCAUAUCUUUGCUAUUCGAGCGGGACCACUGGUAAGGCGAAAGGUGUUGAGACAAGUCAUCACAACAUGACUAGUCAGAUUCAAGCAGUUCGAUGCUCAUUCGAACCAAUGACGGAGAAAGAUGUCGUUCUCGGCAUCCUGCCUUGCAGUCACAUCUACGGUUUAACUAUGAAUCUCCAUCAUGCCCUGUCCACCAAUGGUACUGUAGUUAUUCUUCCAAAAUUCGAAGAGAAAACUGUGCUUGAGGUUAUUCAACGAUACAAAGUAACUUUCAGUCUUAUCGUCCCGCCUAUGAUGAUUGCCCUUCUUCAUUCUUCCCUCGUCUCCAGUUACGAUAUCUCCUGCCUCAGGGGCUUCCAAUCUGGUGCUGCUCCUCUCUCAGCCGACUUGAUCAAAGCGUUUGAAUCAAGGUUCCCUCAUAUCCAAGUCACUCAAGGAUAUGGUCUGACGGAAACCACUCCCGUCUCCCAUGUGAUGACCCUUGAUGAAUCUCGGCACCAUCCCGGAGCCAUUGGCCGAGUGAUUCCUACAUAUCAGGCAAGAUUAGUCGAUGCUGAGAAUGGUAAGGAUGUGGAAAUUGGUGAGCGGGGAGAGCUCUGGUUAAAAGGACCAUCUGUCAUGAAAGGCUACUGGAGAAAUGAGGAAGCCACAAGGAAUGUUUUCGAAGAUGGAUGGUUCAAGACCGGCGAUAUUGCUAUAGUGGACGACCGAAAAUACUUCACUAUUGUAGACAGAGUAAAGGAGCUUAUCAAGUACAAAGGCUUCCAAGUGCCACCGGCCGAGCUUGAGGCCCUCCUUCUCGGACAUCCCAACGUUGCUGACGUCGGUGUGAUUGGUAUCUACGAUAAGUCACAAGCCACUGAACUUCCUCGUGCCUACAUAGUACCCAAAGGCGGCCUUGCUUCCCUUUCUUGGUCGGAUCGCGAGAAGCUUUCCAAGGAAAUCCAUGACUGGGCCGCUAAGAAGGUCGCCAAUCAUAAAAAGCUACGUGGAGGCGUUAUACUCAUCGAGGCAAUUCCCAAAAGUCCUAGUGGUAAGAUUCUGAGAAAAGAUCUGAGGUUAUUAGCCAUCAAGGAGCAAGAGGAGGGCGUGAAGGCUACAAGGGGAUCGAAGCUAUAAGAAAUACGGUGUUAUUCAACGAUCAAACGGUAGCUCUUGGGAUAAUCUAGUAUCUGUAGGAAGAUCCAAUUCUGUCGAAGUUUGCAGUGAUCAGAGAGGUAAUUAUAUGCAAGCAGUUAUACCGAC